UUCCAAAUCUCGACAAGUUCAGUCAAUUUUUAUAUUUCGCUCGUAAAUUAUUUUAAAGUUUCAAAAUAUCAAGCAUGAAUUCAUCGACAAGACGUAACGAAAGCAUAUAUGAUAGCAUGGAGCCUCUUCAUAAUUCAACAAUGAGACCAUCUUCAAGAGCAAGAAGAACUGCAAGAAACAAUACAACAAUGUCAACUGCCAGAAAUCAAUAUGCAAAUGCUACUGUCAUGAAUAACAACGACAUGAUCUGCAUGUGCUUUAAAUCUCCACCAGUAAUCAUGAAAAAAAUGCCAUCAAGAAAUAACGACUGCAAUUGUACUUGCCAUAUGGAUCGCAUGGGUAACAAUUUGGACACAAGUGGCAUAGAAAGAUUGAACAAAGAAGCUACAUUUAAUAUGAGUAGAAGUAGACAGGGAAACAAGUCUAGCUUGCAGGAACUUGAAGAAACAAUGAAAAACAUGUCAAAUGAUUUUGAUGAGACAAUUUUGGAAGUUCAAGAUGAUCCCAGCAAUGUCACUCCAUUAGGUAAAUUUUAUCGUGCUAAUUCCUUCAGAUAAUUUUUUUUCUAUUCUUUGUGGGUUCUUGUUUUCAAAUAAAUUCUUGACUUUAUUAUUUUUUAUGUAAGUAAUGUUUUCUCAAUAAUUUUAAAUUUUGAAAAACCGUUAAAAAUUUGAAUUUUACAAAAC
Molecule: messenger RNA, 686 nt
Organism: Chironomus riparius
Lineage: Eukaryota; Metazoa; Arthropoda; Insecta; Diptera; Chironomidae
Source: the annotation of a GenBank genome assembly